AAACGCCACAUUUGUUUGAUCAAAAAUCUAUUGAAACAAUGGACAAAGUCAAGGGAAUAAAACCGAAAAACGGAAAAGGGAACAAGCGAAAGGGGAUAAAGAGAGUGAAUAAGGUGCCCAGAUGUAGCCCAGAAUGUUGGAGCAACAAGGACAGAGGUUCAGACUCACAGAAACAGCGUUGGGCGUGCACCAUGGUCGACUUCAGGAGAGAGCUGGGGCCCCAACUGGAAGACCUCCGCUCGAAGGGCCUCUUCUGUGACGUCACAAUGGUUUUUCCUCAGGACGGAAGGAAGAUGCAUGUUCACAGGAACAUUCUAGCCAGUUGCAGCCAGUAUUUCCGUACUCUGUUCACCUUCAACAUGACAACGUCGGGGCACAUAGAGGUGGAGAUUCCAGGAUUGACGUAUUCUGACAUGGAGGCAGUGGUCCAGUACGCCUACACACACAAAGCAGACCUAAGUUCGGGCAACAUCGAAUCGGUCAUCGUCACCGCGGACAGACUCAACGUUCUCGGCCUUCUGAAGAUACUCAAAGCGGACGACUUGAUCAUCAACUACGAGGACUACGCAUGCGCAGCCGUGGUGAAGUGGGUUGACUUUUUCCCGGAUGUGAGGUCAGCCUACCUCCCUCAGUUGCUCAGGGCGGUUCGCCUAGGCCUGGUGUCCAGAGGCACGUACGAGGCGCUGAUGCACAAGUUCAGCAACCUGCCCACAGACUCGGAGUCCAUGUGCUUACUACAGAAAGGUAUGAGAACGAACAGGAGUCGUACGAGCACAGCCUGGCAUAUCACGCGAUGGUCACGGUGGACAGGGCGCUCUACGUCAUCGGCGGGUACACGACGGUCAAGUACCUCAACUCGGCCAAGAAGUUUGAGCCCUUAAGCAAAACCUGGUCAGAGAUCGCACCCAUGCACAGCAGUCGUUGCUACGUGUGUGCGGCAGAGCUGGAUGGGUACAUCUACGCCUGUGGGGGCUUUGAUGGCAACACACGUCACAGCUCUGUGGAGAGGUACUGUCCAGACAAGAAUCAGUGGCAGAUGGUCAGUGAUAUGUCCAGUGUCCGGAGUGACGCGGGAGCCUGUGGGCUAGAUGUUGAGAAGUACUACCCUGACAGAGGGGCUUGGUUUCCUGUCAAAGAAAUGCUAAAAGGGCGGAGCAACUUCGCCGCUGCCGUCAUAGAAAACCGGAUCUAUGUCGUUGGUGGAUACGAUGGCUCCGGUACGACGGGUCACGUGGAGUUCUACGAGAGUGACAAGGAUGAGUGGUCAGAGGCGGACGGCAUGCGCGUGGGUCGCAGCGCGGCGAGCGCGUGCACCGUGAGAGGGCUAGACAACAUCCGAGAGUACACCUUUUACGGCAAGGAGGCACACCUACUGACACACGCCGACAACUAUGAGUGGCAG
This is a messenger RNA of Aplysia californica (California sea hare), 1402 nucleotides long. RefSeq names its product kelch-like protein 10. Gene Ontology annotation, molecular function: protein binding. Lineage: Eukaryota; Metazoa; Mollusca; Gastropoda; Aplysiida; Aplysiidae. The record is from RefSeq and is a predicted model, not a curated record.